GCGCUUGCUUAAUGCAUGUUGGUGGUGAAGUCAAGGUAGUUUCCAUUUCACAUAAAACAUUUCAUCCAAACAAAGCUUUGUAUUUCUGAUUUCUAAUUUCUACAUCACAUCAUCCAAAAACCAACGCAAACUCUCUCUUUCUAUUUCUAAUUUCUAACAGAAACAUGGGUUGCUUUGGAUUCUGCAAACAGAAUGAUACUUACACAAAUUCUGACAAAGGACACUUCAUGCAUACCAAUUCUAUCGGGAACUCCAGUUAUCAAGGGAGACACACAGCAAUAACCAUUCCUCGCCCUAUAACUCUCCAACCUAUUUCUGUCCCUUCCUUUACAGUUGAUGAAUUAAGGUCAAUGACAGAUAAUUUUGGUUCAAAGUCUUUCAUUGGUGAGGGUGCAUAUGGGAAAGUAUAUCGCGCCACAUUGAAAACUGGACAUGAAGUCGCAAUUAAAAAGUUGGAUUCUAGUAAACAGCCAGACCAAGAAUUUCUUUCUCAGGUCUCCAUCGUAUCAAGGCUAAAGCAUGAAAACGUUAUUGAACUUGUCAGUUAUUGUGUUGAUGGUCCUUUGCGUGCCCUUGCCUAUCAGUAUGCUCCUAAUGGAUCCCUUCAUGAUAUGCUACAUGGACGGAAAGGUGUCAAGGGUGCAGAACCUGGUGCAGUUCUGUCAUGGGCUCAAAGAGUUAAAAUCGCUGUUGGAGCAGCCAGAGGACUUGAAUAUCUUCAUGAAAAGGCAGAGGUUCAUAUUGUCCAUCGUUACAUUAAAUCUAGUAACAUACUUCUAUUCGAGGACGACGUUGCAAAGAUUGCUGAUUUUGAUCUGUCAAACCAAGCCCCUGAUGCUGCAGCACGUCUUCAUUCUACCCGUGUUCUUGGAACAUUUGGCUAUCACGCUCCAGAAUAUGCAAUGACUGGAAACCUCAAUUCAAAGAGCGAUGUUUACAGUUUUGGAGUUAUACUGUUGGAACUCUUAACUGGACGUAAACCUGUUGAUCACACCCUGCCCCGAGGACAGCAAAGCCUUGUGACAUGGGCAACGCCAAGGCUUAGUGAAGAUAAAGUGAAGCAAUGUGUUGAUGUUAGAUUGAAGGGAGAGUACCCAUCCAAGUCAGUUGCAAAGAUGGCUGCUGUUGCUGCACUAUGUGUUCAAUAUGAAGCUGAGUUUCGACCAAAUAUGAGCAUCAUUGUCAAAGCUUUACAGCCUCUACUCAAUACUCGCUCUGCUCAACCAAAGGAACCACGCAACUUGUAAAUUCCCAAACCAAACCCAUCAUUUCUUAGGUUGUGUUAAUUUGCAACAGAGUAUUGAAAGCAUCGUUUGUACUAUUAUAUCUAUUUAUUACCUAACAUUUGUAUUUCAAGUAAGCAUUACAAGAAAUAGUGAUUCAUAGUUAGGUUUCUGGUUUUGAGUGCUUAUGUUGCUACUUCAUGUUUUUGUUACAACUCAUAUGUUCAAGUGAAUAUAUUUAUAUUUAUAUAUACUACUGAA
This is a messenger RNA of Cicer arietinum (chickpea), 1484 nucleotides long. RefSeq names its product pto-interacting protein 1. Gene Ontology annotation, molecular function: protein kinase activity; ATP binding. NCBI's taxonomy places the organism in Eukaryota, Viridiplantae, Streptophyta, Magnoliopsida, Fabales, Fabaceae. The record is from RefSeq and is a predicted model, not a curated record. Gene Ontology annotation, biological process: protein phosphorylation.